AGGACACAGGCAGAAACUAUGUCCAGGCCGCUAAAUCGAACGAACCCAGUGCGCCUCUGUCGUAGCACAGCGUGUUGAAUUGAACCCACACAACACACAGUCUCUUUACAAGUGGAGCUGUGCUAAGGUCACUUCCAUAUUGUUUAAUUCUGUUAAAGAGGAGACUGUGGUGAAGAACCGACAUGGUGUUCCUGUCGUUGUCUUGUUGGAUCAGAAGCCGUGGGCCUGACAGAUACUGGAAAGUUCAAGAAGUUCUCAAAAAUGCACGGCACUUCAGAGGCAGGAAGAACCGCUGCUACAGUCUGGCUGUGAAGGCGGUCAGGAGAGCUUUCGUCUACGCCACUUUAGGUCGGAAACUGAAGAAACGCAACAUGAGGACGCUCUGGAUCACACGCAUUGCAGCAGCUUCACGAGAGCACGGCAUGAAGUAUCCCGUCCUUAUGCACAACCUCACCAAGACCAGCGUUCAGCUCAACAGACGUGUGAUCAGCGACCUGGCCAUCACAGAACCUCGGUCAUUCCUCUCACUUGCAAAGGUGGCGCGGGCUCGGCAAGAGGAAGGCUUCCGAGCAGCGUUGGGUGACGGCAAAGAGCCUUCUGGUGUCUUCUCCCGUGUUGUUAUGCUACAGUAAAGGACUUGGUAUGUGGUUUAAAGAGCGGUGGUCUUGGAUUGUGAAGAUGUCCAGCACACACUUGCCUCCUUGCUUUACGGUUGUGCUUCAUCUAAUUUAUUUUCAUUUAAAAAUAUAAGAUUAAUUUAAAUAAAUAAUGUUGUUUAUUUUUGUGGUACUUUAUUGAUCCACAGAGCUUUUUUCAGGCAUCUAACCAAAAACACAUUGACUUUAAGAGGAGGGAACUGAAAAUGCAAAAAUGCUGACUCAUUUCCGGGUCUUAGGACUCAUUCCUGCAGCACUCUGUACCAGGGCUGCUCCAUGCUUAACGACGUCUCUGCACCAGGGGCUGUUCACCAUAUGUGGGUGGAAAAGUGUCAACUGAUGGCUGAUCAGAGUUCUCCCCUGCACCCAUGCUGUGAUUGUGGUGUCCAAAAGCAGUGCAUUCAUGAAAACAGAUUUGACAAAUGAAAAUGCCUUCUGCUUUUAUUAAGGCCCUUGCUGUCAAUGCGGGCAAUGGGCAGCUCCUAAAUACUUUUCAAAAAUAAUUUCAGGUGAUCCAUUUCAAGUAAAGUUUAGGGUUGAUUGAAGAAUAUUUCUGAAAGUGUGAACUCUUGUGUCAUAACAAGGACAUAAUCAUAAUCCAAGAUGGCAGCUGACAUUAAACUUCAUAGUAAUUGUUUGUCCACAGUCUGCUUCUGCCCCGUUCACUGAUUUCAGUCCUACGUCUCUAUCAUGUGUGCCAGACUUUUACAGUGUUACCUACAGAAUGCUCCUCUACAGCCGUCCUGAUCACCUCCAGUAUCGUGAUUUAACACAUUUCCACAAACCUCCCUGUGUUUGCAUAAUGCAAACUUUUUAUUAAGUUAUGAUUGGAUGCUGAUUGUGAGUUUUUUUGGAGGUUGGUAAGACCUCAAGCCUGUGAUAAUGACUUUUGUCUUUGUGUAAAUAUAUAUUUUGCCAUUUGUUGUGGUGAGGUUGUCCUCUGAAUGUUUAUUCAUUAAACAUUUUUGAUAUAUA
Messenger RNA from Cottoperca gobio, 1631 nucleotides. RefSeq names its product mitochondrial ribosomal protein L20 (gene mrpl20). Gene Ontology annotation, cellular component: ribosome. The coding region runs from base 183 to 632 and encodes 149 amino acids. Gene Ontology annotation, biological process: translation. The record is from RefSeq and is a predicted model, not a curated record. Gene Ontology annotation, molecular function: rRNA binding; structural constituent of ribosome. The transcript has 4 exons. Lineage: Eukaryota; Metazoa; Chordata; Actinopteri; Perciformes; Bovichtidae.